CGUGACGUCACCGGCGCUCAGGGGAUGGAUCAGAUCAGCGCAGCGAGCGUCGCUUAUAAUCAGGAUUUAACACACAAGACCAUCCUGGUGGGAGACAGCGGAGUGGGAAAGACGUCUCUGCUGGUUCAGUUUGAUCAAGGGAAGUUCAUCCCCGGCUCGUUUUCCGCAACGGUGGGGAUCGGAUUCACGAAUAAAGUGGUGACGGCGGACGAGCUGAAGGUGAGGUUACAGAUCUGGGACACGGCGGGACAGGAGAGGUUCCGGAGCGUCACACACGCCUACUACAGAGACGCUCAGGCUCUUCUCCUGCUCUAUGACAUCACCAGCAAGUCCUCCUUCGACAACACCAGGGCGUGGCUCACCGAGAUCCACGAAUAUGCUCAGGACGAUGUGGUCAUCAUGUUGCUUGGCAACAAGUCAGACAUGACCGGCUCCAGAGUCAUCAGACGAGAAGACGGAGAGAAGCUCGCCAGAGAAUACGGAGUCAUUUUCCUAGAGACCAGCGCCAAAACAGGACUCAACGUGGACGAGGCCUUCAUGACGGUGGCAAAAGAGCUGGUCAGACGCUUCGGUCCAGCUGCAAGUGGAGCCCAGGUUUCAUCUCUCCACGACGUGCUGCAGCCGGAGAAAGAGACGUCCAGCUGCUGCGGCUUCUUAGCUGAAAAGAGAGCGGCGGCAGUCCCGAGUUUAACACAAACCUCCUCACUCAGAGUCGCCCCAAGCA
This is a messenger RNA of Puntigrus tetrazona (Sumatra barb), 724 nucleotides long. Its product is annotated as ras-related protein Rab-37. NCBI's taxonomy places the organism in Eukaryota, Metazoa, Chordata, Actinopteri, Cypriniformes, Cyprinidae. The transcript has 9 exons. The annotation marks the transcript as partial. Gene Ontology annotation, cellular component: Golgi apparatus; endosome. Gene Ontology annotation, molecular function: GTP binding; GTPase activity. The record is from RefSeq and is a predicted model, not a curated record.